Molecule: messenger RNA, 1746 nt
Organism: Callorhinchus milii (elephant shark)
Lineage: Eukaryota; Metazoa; Chordata; Chondrichthyes; Chimaeriformes; Callorhinchidae
Gene: eno1a
Product: enolase 1a, (alpha)
Exons: 12
Coding region: 192-1496 (434 amino acids)
Biological process (GO): glycolytic process
Cellular component (GO): phosphopyruvate hydratase complex
Molecular function (GO): magnesium ion binding; phosphopyruvate hydratase activity
Source: RefSeq, a predicted model, not a curated record
UGCCAACCACCGGCUGGACAGUGAUCUCUCCACUUUCCUGUGGUUUGUGUCGCCCUUCUUUGUCAGAAGUAUGGAACCGUUUGCAUCCCACGUCUGUGUGUUUCUUCUGGAGGAUCAAAUCAAUCGCUGUGGCUCGUUUUGAACUGGAAUCCUUUGUGGCUUUACUUCGUUAAACCUGUGUUAAAAGCAUCAUGUCUAUCCUGAGGAUCCAUGCCCGUGAAAUUCUGGAUUCACGUGGGAACCCCACUGUGGAAGUAGACUUGUACACUGGUAAAGGGCUCUUCAGAGCGGCCGUUCCUAGUGGUGCCUCCACAGGCAUUUACGAAGCUUUGGAACUUCGUGAUGGUGACAAGACCCGUUACUUGGGCAAAGGUGUGUUAAAAGCUGUUGACCACAUCAAUACAACGAUAGCACCUGGCCUGUUAAAGAAGAAUGUAAAUGUCGUCGAACAGCAGAAGAUUGACAACCUGAUGUUGUGUAUGGAUGCAACUCCAAACAAAUCUAAGUACGGCGCCAAUGCGAUUCUUGGCGUUUCCCUGGCUGUUUGUAAGGCUGGUGCUGCAGAGAAAGGGGUCCCUCUCUAUCGUCAUAUUGCUGAUCUGGCUGAGAAUCAAGAACUCAUCUUGCCAGUCCCCGCCUUCAACGUGAUUAACGGUGGCUCUCACGCUGGGAACAAGUUAGCUAUGCAGGAGUUCAUGAUCCUGCCUGUUGGUGCUGCCAACUUCAAGGAUGCCCUCCGCAUUGGUGCUGAGGUGUACCACAACCUGAAAGCUGUCAUCAAGGAUAAAUACGGGCAGGAUGCCAUCAAUGUCGGUGACGAAGGGGGAUUUGCACCCAAUAUUUUGGAGAACCACGAAGCUUUGGAUUUAUUGAAGAACGCCAUCAGCAAGGCUGGCUACACCGACAAGGUUGUCAUCGGUAUGGAUAUAGCCGCUUCCGAGUUCUUCCGCAGUGGGAAAUACGAUCUGGAUUUCAAGUCCCCGGACGAUCCCAGCCGCUACAUCAAUGCCCAUGAGCUGGGUGAACUCUACAUGGGUUUUAUUCAGGAUUGCCCUGUGGUCUCCAUUGAGGAUCCUUUUGACCAGGAUGACUGGCCAGCCUGGGCAGCAUUCACAGCUCAAGCGGGAAUCCAGGUGGUUGGAGAUGAUUUGACCGUGACCAACCCCAAGCGCAUUGCUCAAGCCAUAGAGAAGAAGGCCUGCAACUGCCUGUUGCUGAAAGUGAACCAGAUUGGCAGCGUUACCGAGUCGCUUCAGGCCUGCAAAUUGGCCCAGAGCAAUGGAUGGGGUGUGAUGGUCAGCCACAGGUCUGGAGAAACUGAAGAUACCUUCAUCGCUGACCUCGUUGUUGGCCUUUGCACUGGUCAGAUUAAGACUGGAGCUCCAUGUAGAUCAGAACGUCUGGCUAAAUACAACCAGCUCCUGAGGAUUGAAGAGGAACUUGGGGACAAGGCUAAAUUUGCGGGGAGAAACUUCCGGAACCCACGUGCCAAGUAAACUACACAAAAAAAAAAAAGUUUUUUCUUCUUCUCUCAACAAACCCAUUCUUUAGAGAACUUCACCUUAAAUUGGUCAGGACGCUUGGCUUUUCCCUCCCUCGAGUACAGGGAAAAUUAGAUUUCACCAUUGGCGUCUUUGUACGGUGAUGUUUGAAUUUGCGGUUCUUGUUGAGAUGCAAAUGUGUAGCUCCAAGCCUGUGAUGCAUGCUGUCGAUUUCCGGGAAAAUAAAAGGAACACUGAAACAAGC